Messenger RNA from Effrenium voratum, 5292 nucleotides. The record is from the annotation of a GenBank genome assembly. NCBI's taxonomy places the organism in Eukaryota, Dinophyceae, Suessiales, Symbiodiniaceae.
AUGGAGGCGUCGGCUACCAUGGCAGUGGCGGGUGCAGCCCUGGCCGCCUGCCUUGGACGGAAGGCCACUGCGAGCGCCAAGCAUGUGGUUGCGCUUAAGGCCUUCGAGAGCGAGCUCGGCGUGCAAGCGCCAGUGGGCUUCUGGGACCCCGUCGGAUUUACCUCUGAUGGCGAUGUCUCGACAUUCAAGCGCCGCCGAUCCGUGGAGCUGAAGCACGGGCGUAUCUCCAUGAUGGCCGCCAUGGGUUACAUUACCCCUGAGAUCACGGGCAAGCUGCCAGGCUUCCUGUCCCCAUCUGCUGGGCUGAAAUUCGCGGACAUCCCGAACGGGCUGGCUGCCGUGUCCAAGGUGCCCGUGGCAGGAUGGGCGCAGAUCGCCGCCUACUUCGGCUUUGUGGAGUUCAGCGGUGGCUUCGAGGACUACAAGACCGGCACUCCGGGAGACUACGGCUUCAAGGUCCUGACCUCCUCAGAUCCGGAGGAGAAGACCAAGAAACUUUCCGCCGAGCUUGCCAACGGCCGCCUGGCCAUGAUGGCCAUCAUCGGCAUGUUCUUCCAGGAUGGCUUGACUGGCAGCGCCUGGGGUGACUGGGCCAACUACACUGCCUCUCCCCUGCGUGCCUUCGAGAGCGAGCUUGGGGUGCAAGCGCCAGUGGGCUUCUGGGACCCCGUCGGAUUUACCUCUGAUGGCGAUGUCUCGACAUUCAAGCGCCGCCGAUCCGUGGAGCUGAAGCACGGGCGUAUCUCCAUGAUGGCCGCCAUGGGUUACAUUACCCCUGAGAUCACGGGCAAGCUGCCGGGCUUCCUGUCCCCAUCUGCUGGGCUGAAAUUCGCGGACAUCCCGAACGGGCUGGCUGCCGUGUCCAAGGUGCCCGUGGCAGGAUGGGCGCAGAUCGCCGCCUACUUCGGCUUUGUGGAGUUCAGCGGUGGCUUCGAGGACUACAAGACCGGCACUCCGGGAGACUACGGCUUCAAGGUCCUGACCUCCUCGGAUCCGGAGGAGAAGACCAAGAAGCUUUCCGCCGAGCUUGCCAACGGCCGCCUGGCCAUGAUGGCCAUCAUCGGCAUGUUCUUCCAGGAUGGCUUGACGGGCAGCGCCUGGGGUGACUGGGCCAACUACACUGCCUCUCCCCUGCGUGCCUUCGAGAGCGAGCUUGGGGUGCAAGCGCCAGUGGGCUUCUGGGACCCCGUCGGAUUUACCUCUGAUGGCGAUGUCUCGACAUUCAAGCGCCGCCGAUCCGUGGAGCUGAAGCACGGGCGUAUCUCCAUGAUGGCCGCCAUGGGUUACAUUACCCCUGAGAUCACGGGCAAGCUGCCAGGCUUCCUGUCCCCAUCUGCUGGGCUGAAAUUCGCGGACAUCCCGAACGGGCUGGCUGCCGUGUCCAAGGUGCCCGUGGCAGGAUGGGCGCAGAUCGCCGCCUACUUCGGCUUUGUGGAGUUCAGCGGUGGCUUCGAGGACUACAAGACCGGCACUCCGGGAGACUACGGCUUCAAGGUCCUGACCUCCUCAGAUCCGGAGGAGAAGACCAAGAAGCUUUCCGCCGAGCUUGCCAACGGCCGCCUGGCCAUGAUGGCCAUCAUCGGCAUGUUCUUUCAGGAUGGCUUGUCUGGCAGCGCCUGGGGUGACUGGGCCAACUACACUGCCUCUCCCCUGCGUGCCUUCGAGAGCGAGCUUGGGGUGCAAGCGCCAGUGGGCUUCUGGGACCCCGUCGGAUUUACCUCCGAUGGCGAUGUCUCGACAUUCAAGCGCCGCCGAUCCGUGGAGCUGAAGCACGGGCGUAUCUCCAUGAUGGCCGCCAUGGGUUACAUUACCCCUGAGAUCACGGGCAAGCUGCCAGGCUUCCUGUCCCCAUCUGCUGGGCUGAAAUUCGCGGACAUCCCGAACGGGCUGGCUGCCGUGUCCAAGGUGCCCGUGGCAGGAUGGGCGCAGAUCGCCGCCUACUUCGGCUUUGUGGAGUUCAGCGGUGGCUUCGAGGACUACAAGACCGGCACUCCGGGAGACUACGGCUUCAAGGUCCUGACCUCCUCAGAUCCGGAGGAGAAGACCAAGAAGCUUUCCGCCGAGCUUGCCAACGGCCGCCUGGCCAUGAUGGCCAUCAUCGGCAUGUUCUUUCAGGAUGGCUUGACGGGCAGCGCCUGGGGUGACUGGGCCAACUACACUGCCUCUCCCCUGCGUGCCUUCGAGAGCGAGCUUGGGGUGCAAGCGCCAGUGGGCUUCUGGGACCCCGUCGGAUUUACCUCUGAUGGCGAUGUCUCGACAUUCAAGCGCCGCCGAUCCGUGGAGCUGAAGCACGGGCGUAUCUCCAUGAUGGCCGCCAUGGGUUACAUUACCCCUGAGAUCACGGGCAAGCUGCCAGGCUUCCUGUCCCCAUCUUCUGGGCUGAAAUUCGCGGACAUCCCGAACGGGCUGGCUGCCGUGUCCAAGGUGCCUGUGGCAGGAUGGGCGCAGAUCGCCGCCUACUUCGGCUUUGUGGAGUUCAGCGGUGGCUUCGAGGACUACAAGACCGGCACUCCGGGAGACUACGGCUUCAAGGUCCUGACCUCCUCAGAUCCGGAGGAGAAGACCAAGAAACUUUCCGCCGAGCUUGCCAACGGCCGCCUGGCCAUGAUGGCCAUCAUCGGCAUGUUCUUCCAGGAUGGCUUGACUGGCAGCGCCUGGGGUGACUGGGCCAACUACACUGCCUCUCCCCUGCGUGCCUUCGAGAGCGAACUUGGGGUGCAAGCGCCAGUGGGCUUCUGGGACCCCGUCGGAUUUACCUCUGAUGGCGAUGUCUCGACAUUCAAGCGCCGCCGAUCCGUGGAGCUGAAGCAUGGGCGUAUCUCCAUGAUGGCCGCCAUGGGUUACAUCACCCCUGAAAUCACAGGCAAGCUGCCAGGCUUCCUGUCCCCAUCUGCUGGGCUGAAAUUCGCGGACAUCCCGAACGGGCUGGCUGCCGUGUCCAAGGUGCCCGUGGCAGGAUGGGCGCAGAUCGCCGCCUACUUCGGCUUUGUGGAGUUCAGCGGUGGCUUCGAGGACUACAAGACCGGCACUCCGGGAGACUACGGCUUCAAGGUCCUGACCUCCUCAGAUCCGGAGGAGAAGACCAAGAAGCUUUCCGCCGAGCUUGCCAACGGCCGCCUGGCCAUGAUGGCCAUCAUCGGCAUGUUCUUCCAGGAUGGCUUGACUGGCAGCGCCUGGGGUGACUGGGCCAACUACACUGCCUCUCCCCUGCGUGCCUUCGAGAGCGAGCUGGGCGUGCAGGCGCCAGUGGGAUUCUGGGACCCCGUCGGAUUUACCUCCGAUGGCGAUGUCGCGACAUUCAAGCGCCGCCGAUCCGUGGAGCUGAAGCACGGACGUAUCUCCAUGAUGGCCGCCAUGGGUUACAUCACCCCUGAGAUCACGGGCAAGCUGCCGGGCUUCCUGUCCCCAUCUGCUGGGCUGAAAUUCGCGGACAUCCCGAACGGGCUGGCUGCCGUGUCCAAGGUGCCCGUGGCAGGAUGGGCGCAGAUCGCCGCCUACUUCGGCUUUGUGGAGUUCAGCGGUGGCUUCGAGGACUACAAGACCGGCACUCCGGGAGACUACGGCUUCAAGGUCCUGACCUCCUCAGAUCCGGAGGAGAAGACCAAGAAGCUUUCCGCCGAGCUUGCCAACGGCCGCCUGGCCAUGAUGGCCAUCAUCGGCAUGUUCUUCCAGGAUGGCUUGACUGGCAGCGCCUGGGGUGACUGGGCCAACUACACUGCCUCUCCCCUGCGUGCCUUCGAGAGCGAGCUUGGCGUGCAGCCGCCUGUGGGAUUCUGGGACCCCGUUGGAUUCACGGCCGAUGGCAACGCCGACGUGUUCGCCCGCCGACGCCAGACAGAGAUCAAGCACGGCAGAAUUUCCAUGCUCGCGACAAUGGGGUACAUGACUCCGGAGAUCACCGGCAAGUUUCCGGGCUACCUGUCCCCGUCUCUGGGCCUGAAGUUCGCCGACGUGCCGAACGGCUUGGCGGCCAUUUCCAAGGUGCCAGUUCUUGGUUGGGCGCAAAUCUUGGCUUACAUGGGCUUCUGCGAGGUGUCCAAGCCGCAGUCCCCCGGAACUCCUGGUGCGACGGGCGACUUCGGCUGGAAGGUGCUGACUUCCACGGACCCAGAGGAGAAGAAGAAGAAGCUUGCUUCGGAGCUUGCCAACGGCCGCCUCGCCAUGGUCGCCAUCAUGGGCAUGCUCUUCCAGGAUGGCGUCACCGGCAGUGCCUGGGGUGGCCUGGCUCUUAACACCGCCUCUGCUUGGCGUGCAUUCGAGAGCGAGCUUGGCGUGCAGCCGCCUGUGGGAUUCUGGGACCCCGUUGGAUUCACGGCCGAUGGCAACGCCGACGUGUUCGCCCGCCGACGCCAGACGGAGAUCAAGCACGGCAGAAUUUCCAUGCUCGCGACAAUGGGGUACAUGACUCCGGAGAUCACCGGCAAGUUCCCGGGCUACCUGUCCCCGUCCUUGGGCCUGAAGUUCGCCGACGUGCCGAACGGCUUGGCGGCCAUUUCCAAGGUGCCAGUUCUUGGUUGGGCGCAAAUCUUGGCUUACAUGGGCUUCUGCGAGGUGUCUAAGCCCCAGUCCCCCGGAACUCCUGGUGCGGCGGGCGACUUCGGCUGGAAGGUGCUGACUUCCACGGACCCAGAGGAGAAGAAGAAGAAGCUUGCUUCGGAGCUUGCCAACGGCCGCCUUGCCAUGGUCGCCAUCAUGGGCAUGCUCUUCCAGGAUGGCGUCACCGGCAGUGCCUGGGGUGGCCUGGCUCUUAACACCGCCUCUGCUUGGCGUGCAUUCGAGAGCGAGCUUGGCGUGCAGCCGCCUGUGGGAUUCUGGGACCCCGUUGGAUUCACGGCCGAUGGCAACGCCGACGUGUUCGCCCGCCGACGCCAGACGGAGAUCAAGCACGGCAGAAUUUCCAUGCUCGCGACAAUGGGGUACAUGACUCCGGAGAUCACCGGCAAGUUUCCGGGCUACCUGUCCCCGUCCUUGGGCCUGAAGUUCGCCGACGUGCCGAACGGCUUGGCGGCCAUUUCCAAGGUGCCAGUUCUUGGUUGGGCGCAAAUCUUGGCUUACAUGGGCUUCUGCGAGGUGUCCAAGCCGCAGUCCCCCGGAACUCCUGGUGCGGCGGGCGACUUCGGCUGGAAGGUGCUGACUUCCACGGACCCAGAGGAGAAGAAGAAGAAGCUUGCUUCGGAGCUUGCCAACGGCCGCCUUGCCAUGGUCGCCAUCAUGGGCAUGCUCUUCCAGGACGGCGUGACUGGCAGCGCUUGGGGUGGCCUGGCCCUCAACACUGCGUCGGCUUGGCGAUGA